Cryptotermes secundus is the source of this 992-nucleotide messenger RNA. RefSeq lists its product as uncharacterized. The coding region runs from base 99 to 548 and encodes 149 amino acids. The transcript is spliced from 3 exons. NCBI's taxonomy places the organism in Eukaryota, Metazoa, Arthropoda, Insecta, Blattodea, Kalotermitidae. The record is from RefSeq and is a predicted model, not a curated record.
GGCAUUCCAGUACCUGCCGACAGUACAACAAUUCUUUGUAUAUCCUUUCUUCACUGUCAUUCACGCUACAAGAGCUGUCUUAACUCUUGCAAAGAAAAAUGGAGGAGCUUCAGAAACUGCUGAGCCAGAUAUUUAAGACAGACUCCUGUCAGUGGUUCUGCUGCCACACCCAGGAAGCAACACUACCUAGCAAAAUACUUGGCCUUUGUGACUCCAUUUAUGAAGUCAUGAAAGUUGGGCAACAUGUUUCUUAUUUUAGGCAGCUGGGAUCUAUGGAGAUUCCUUCAUUAACAGAGGAGAUUUUCCCAACAGUAGAAUGCCCUGUAUCUCCCACCACCACAGAAAUACAGAAUGUGAGCGACCAUGAAGAAAUACAACAGCUACCUCCACCACGCAGAAUUCGCAAAAAAAGGGAAAGAUCCAAAGUGGAUAUUGAUGAGGUUUUCACCUCAUACCCAGAAACGAAAGCGAACAGGAUACCUGUAGAAGAGCUCGACAAUCCAGACCUUUGCUUUUUCAAAAGCCUUUUGUCAAAUGUUGCCAAAUGAACACCUGCCCAGAAGAGCGCAUUCAAACUAUUUCUUCAACAAAACUUACAUGACAUAUUAUACAGCUCAACCACUGAUUUUCAAAAUGUGAGUAAUAUGAAUCAGGCUGGCCCUUCCACUUCCCUUUAUCACUAUUUAAAUGUGAGUCAGUCCGGCUCUUCUUCAGGUUUUUGUACGCCAUUGCCCUCCCCACGUGAGGGAAGUGUAGCUGGAUGUUUUGAACCUAGUUAUUAGAUGUGAAUUGCCACCAUGUCAUUGAAAACUGUAGCCUUUUCUAGGUUAACGUACUCAAAAUUUUGGACAAUUAAAAUUAAAUAUUAUAAUAAUAUAAUUACAAUAUUAUUAUCACAGUGAAACAAUUCACUCAAUUCUAAUGAACAUUUAAAAUAAGUAUGCACAAUUUGGUGCACAUGUAUUGUGAUUUCUUUCUUAUACACGUAAUUA